This is a messenger RNA of Nothoprocta perdicaria, 2399 nucleotides long. RefSeq names its product ninjurin 1 (gene NINJ1). The record is from RefSeq and is a predicted model, not a curated record. Gene Ontology annotation, cellular component: membrane. Gene Ontology annotation, biological process: tissue regeneration; cell adhesion. The transcript has 4 exons. Lineage: Eukaryota; Metazoa; Chordata; Aves; Tinamiformes; Tinamidae. Bases 1 to 474 code for a protein of 157 amino acids.
AUGGAGCCUGACAGCGAGACCCACGAGCUCAACGGGCCGCCCGAGAACGGGCUGCUGGAGGGCGCGCAGCCGCCGGCCGCCGAGCGGAGCAGAAGAUCACAGUGGUUUCAAAGAAAUGGACCGAUGAAUAUCAACCAUUAUGCAAACAAGAAGAGUGCUGCGGAGAGCAUGUUGGACAUCGCCCUGCUCAUGGCCAACGCAUCCCAGCUGAAGGCCGUGAUGGAGCAGGGACCUUCCUUUUCUUUCUACGUGCCRCUCAUCGUGCUUAUCAGCGUAUCGCUCACGCUGCAAGUUCUAGUGGGAGUGCUCCUUAUAUUCCUUGUAAAAUAUGACCUUAACAACCCUGCAAAACACGGGAAGCUGGAUUUCCUCAACAACCUUGCAACGGGACUAGUAUUCAUUAUAGUAGUUGUGAAUAUUUUUAUCACUGCCUUUGGAGUGCAGAAGCCAGUGGCUGAAUCAUCAAAGCAGUAAGCACGAGACAUCUGAACUAUUCAUUUUCCCCAUAGAUGCCAUUUGCACUUGAGCAAGUUACACUCAGACAUAGAAAAAAAUAAUCCGAAGGAACUGGGCACAGAGCAGCUCUCGAGUUUCUGUCAACAAACACGUUUGAGAGCCUGGAACUCUGCAGUGUGUUCUACCUUCAGGCAUCUAAGGAACGGUUAAUUCUGACCCACUGACUUSACUUUUCUGGAUUCUGGCAUUUCAAUUUUUGUAUAAACAAGUAGUUUUUCUUCUGAGGGUAUCUGCUUCAUAGACUUCAAGACUUGCCUUUUGUUUUUGCAGUAAUUUGACUUCUCCAGCGUGCUAAGGAACCGCAGGCGCUCAGCUUGGCGUGGUCACAUUGUCCUUCACUGCACUCGUUUGUUACCUGGCCUGGGCUGUUGCACAGCACGGCAGUGCCUUUCCUGCUCCCUGCACCACGAGAGCCCUGCCUUGUUUGCUCUCCCUCUCCCCAUUCUGCUCCUCGGCCAAGGCAGAGCUUAAACAGCUAGAGCAGUAGCCUGUCUUCUGGCCAGCUUUGCUCGCAGCCAGUCAUUUGUUCUGCUGCCUUGUCUCUGGACUACCUUCAAAGCAACCUCUGCAUGGUUUCUUACUCUUAACUGCUGUACUUCCAUGCCAUGUCUAUAGCUCUGGAAAGCCUCUUAGGAGCAUUGCCUUUGCUAGGCCCAACACACAAGUGAGCGUUGCUAGGCUGGACACACAAGUGAGCUUGCAAAACCAGCACCGAGUGCCUGACAACACCUCACAAGGCAGAUAAAAGAUUCAUCCCUCUAACCUACUUUCUCCUUUCCCCACCUCUGACUUCUGCAGUCGUCUUGCACUCAAGCUUAUGGAUAAUAUUUCAUUAAUUUAUAUAAAGAGAUGCAGAAAUCUUCAUAGAUUCUUCAUAGACUCUUACCUGCUGGCUCAGGGACCGACACCUUCUCUAAACACACAGUUUCUAGCAACAGUGCAUAUCACACAAAUGGCUGCAGCAGAAGCAUUUCAGCCUUUUCAUUUCCAAAUUAUCUGCUACCAGAGAAAUCAUGGAUUUAUAGCAUGUGUUACUUGUAGAUAUAAAAUUCUACUAAGACAUUAUCUUUUAUAUUUUUAAAUGCUUUUUCCUUGUAGAUAUUAACAUAAGUGUGGCUUCCACUGUGCAAGUAUCUCAUUUCAUUUAGACUUAGAUAAAAUUGCUUUUCAUAUCUUUAUAUAUAUUUAAAAAUAGCAGAAAUCAGAAGCUUUUGCAAUUAGUUAAAGCAGAAGUAAUAUUUUUGAAUUUUGUAUUUAACCUUUUGUUGCGUUAUCUCCAACUUAACAUGCGUUUUUCAGGAUCUGACAAACUUUUUUUCGGGAUCCGAGAAACAGUUKUUUUAAUUUUGUAUUGUACAGAUUUAAACAUAUUUCAGAACAGCUCCUAAUGAGGUACUCAGGAAAAACUGUCUUCAGUUCCUUUCUUAUUUCACUCCACUUGUUAUUAGACCAUCAUUUUUUUCAGGUCAAUCAAGUGAACAAGCUGUUACAAUAUYUUGCAGGGAGAGAAAACUGUAAUCACUGUUCUGAUGCUGUUGUCCAAGAGAAACUACCAAGGCUUGUGUAUUCCAUCUCCCAGGUUCUUAUGCUGUAGCAAAAAGAAAAAGCUAAUURGAUCCAGAAAACUAGUCGGAGACAUUCGCUUGUGUGAGGUUGUAUCUACUACAGAUUCCAGGAGAUUUUGGGAUGUGGGUUUAGGGACAUAUAGGAGGGAAAAAAAMCACACUUAAGCUUGAACACAUUCUUGGGUAUCCAAAGCUGACUAUAUUGAUCUGCACUUCGCAGGAGGUGCCUGGUCUCUUCAAAUCUUGAGACAAAAUCUGACAGAACCAGGCUUAGGACAAUAAAAACUUGAAUCCCAUUUCCUGUCUGCCUGCUGAACA